Molecule: messenger RNA, 4486 nt
Organism: Pollicipes pollicipes
Lineage: Eukaryota; Metazoa; Arthropoda; Thecostraca; Pollicipedomorpha; Pollicipedidae
Product: cationic amino acid transporter 4
Exons: 10
Coding region: 397-2613 (738 amino acids)
Biological process (GO): amino acid transport; transmembrane transport
Cellular component (GO): plasma membrane
Molecular function (GO): amino acid transmembrane transporter activity
Source: RefSeq, a predicted model, not a curated record
GCGACGGAUCGACGGUCGGACCGCCUCCUGAGGACGGCGGUCGCCUGCGGCCGGAGGAGAGCUGGUGGGGCACGAGGGGCGUCUCGUGGUGCCGCUGGGUAACCGAAACCCUGACCUAGAGCAGGGUGAUGCUGUGAGGACGACAGCCGAGGUGUAGGGCGCUGAGUGAAGUGAACGCAGUGCUUGCAGUGAAGCGCAGUGAGGUCCGGUGAGUCGGAUCGGAGUGCCGCGCGCAGCGGGUGGGCACAGCGGCGGGGACGUGGCGCGCCAGCGGAGGCGGCAGUGGCGGGGCUGAGGAGGUGACGGUGCGGGGACGCGCGCUCGGUGAGACUGCUGUAGUGCUGCUGAUCCGCUCCAGCCGCUGAGUUCAGAAAGCUGAGCCGGCCAGCAGACGCCAUGGAGAGGCUGACGACACACGUCUCCGAGGUCUGGUACAAGCUGGCCAGGAAGAGGCCCAUGGAGGAGGACAGCAUGCAGACACCUCUCAAGCGAUGCCUCACGACAUUCGACAUCACUCUUUUAGGUGUCGGCCACAUGGUGGGCGCCGGCAUCUACGUGCUGACAGGUCCCGUGACGCGCGAUAUCGCCGGUCCGGCCAUCAUCGUCUCCUUCCUGAUCGCCGGCGCCGUCAGCUUCCUGUCCGCCCUCUGCUUCGCCGAGUUCGCCUCGCGCGUGCCCAAGGCCGGCAGCACCUACGUCUACACGUACAUUACCAUGGGCGAGUUCUGGGCCUUCCUCGUCGGCUGGAACAUGGUGCUCGACCAGCUGGUCGGUGCCGCGUCCGUGGCACGUGCCUGGAGCGGGUACGUGGACAGCCUGGCGCAUGGCGCCAUCAGGAACGCCACGACGGGUGGCGCCUCGGGCACCACGGACCACUCCGCGUGGGCUGAGCAGCUCGACUUCCUGGCUGCUGGUGUCGUCUUGCUGUUCGCCCUGCUGCAGGCCAUCGGGGUCAGGGGGUCAACGAACAUCAACAGCCUGUUCUCGCUGGUAAACGUGGCCGUCAUGCUAUUCGUCUCGACGUAUGGCCUGGCGUUCGCCAACUUCUCCAACUGGAACGACUUCAUGCCGUUCGGCGUCUCGGGUGUGCUGUCGGGGGCCAGCAGCUGCUUCUUCGCGUACGUCGGGCUCGACAGCAUGGCCAUCGCCGCUGAGGAGGCCAAGGAUCCUGGUUACUCAGUGCCGCGGGCGACCUUCUACGCCAUGGGCGUCGUCACGGUGGGAUACCUGCUGGUCACCACGACCCUGACGCUCAUGGUCCCCUACAACUUGGUGAACGUGGAUGCCGCCCUCGCUGAAGCCUUCGCAUUUCACGGGGUGGAGUGGGCUCAGUACCUGGUGUCGGUGGCGGCUCUGGUUGGGAUGAGCAGCGUGCUGUACGGCCACAUGUACACCGUACCUCGGUACUUGUACAACAUGGCAUCAGACGGUCUCAUCUUCCGAGUGUUCUCCAAAGUCAGCAAGCGGACGCAGGUGCCGGUGCUGAACACGUUCGUGCUGGGCGGCGUGUCAGCGCUCCUGGCGUUGGUGCUCGACAUCAGCAGUCUGGUGGAGUUCCUCUCGAUGGGAACGCUGGUCGGCUACAGCAUGGUGGCCAUGGCUGUGCUCAUGCUGCGCUACCGGCCAACCCUGCUCAACAGCGACGGCACGGAGACGACCGACUGCAUCGGUGGAGAGCUGCGAGAGAGCUGCCACUUCCUGGACCCGUUCGUCGCACCGCUGCCGUACGGAGCCGUGCCCACUGGCGCCAUCUAUACGUUCACGGCGGCCACCUUUCUGCUCAGCUAUCUGAUCGCCCGCACGGAGGACAGGGGCAGCGUCGUGGUUGUCAUCAUGAUCCUUUUCUUCGCCACGAUCAUCACGUGCUGCGGCGCCGCGCUGCUGGCGUUCGAGCAGACCGAGCCGUGCACGUUCGCCGUGCCGUUCUGUCCUGUCGUGCCCCUCUGCUCCAUCGGCUUCAACAUGGUGCUGCUCAGCUACCUGCAGCCGGGCACCUGGCUGAGGUUCCUCUUCUGGAUGAUGGCUGGGCUGAUCAUCUACUUCUGCUACGGGAUCCGACAUAGCAACGCGGACGAGUCGUGGAAGAAGCAGCCCCUCUCGGAGCAGGAGCACGAGCCGCAGUGGUACGGCUCGGCACAGGCCGGCGCCGGGCCGCAAGCCAUCUCGCCACCGCCGACCGCGCCAGGGUGGGAGCAAAACGGCCAUCCUCGUCCUCUGGAUAGGGACGACAGCCUGGAAACCUCGACCAACGACCCCUGGCGGAGUGCGAGUCCGCUGGAGAGUGAGCCGGAAAUGGAGGUCUUCCGUAGAAGGGACGAGCCGGAAGUGGAAAACGUCUGGCUGAGAGGGCAGCCGGAAGUGGAGAACGUUCGGAGAAGUCGGGAGCCUGAAGUGGAGAACUUUCAGGGAAGAGGGGAACCUGAAGCGGAAAACCUCCGGGACAGAGGGUUACCGGAUGUUGAGAACGUCCGAGACAGAGGAUUGCCGGAAGCUGAGAACGUCCGGGGAAGAGGAGAGACCGAGGCACGGCCGGGACUUCGCCGUCAGAGCUCGGCGGAGACCGACAGUCUUCCGAGCCUUACGUACGACGAGGUGUACCGUACCGCGUACUGAUGUGAUGAGGUGUACCGUGCCGCGUACUGAUGUGACGAGGUAUUCCGUGCCGCGUGCUGCUGUAGCGAGGUGAGCCGUACUGCGUGCCGAUAUGAUGAGGUGUACCGUACCGCGUACUGAUGUGACGAGAUGUACCGUACCGCCCACUAUGUGACAAGCCUCACAUGUGACGACAUGCACCGGAACGGUGACUGCUGAUCACAGACCUCAGAUGACGGAGUGUCACGCACUGCGCACUCACUCCCCCGAGGUUUAUCUUUGACCUGGGACGCCACGCCGCGUACUGGUUCACCCGAGCCCAACGAGCGAACUGUGGUACUCUUAGUACGGACUACUGACUAGCCCAGGUACUGCACCUCAUUUGGGGAAAAGUCGGAUCAUGUUUUGACAUACUCUCAAGCUUUAUAAACGUGCGGGACAACACCAGCAAAGCCAGGGGGCUUUGGUCCAUUAUGCCGUUUCACGCUACGAACAACACUAUUUCUUGUUGCUUGAAGUGGCAGCCUGGCAGGGCAUUCAGUAUUGCGCUCCUGUCGGGCCACCAGCGGAUCGCGGGACUGUUGUGUCACACUUGGCCGCCCCGCCCCUGGCCACUGUCACGUGACGGCCAGCCGAUCGGCAGGGCGCGCCGAGUUCCCGGCGCGCCCGGCGAAUCCCCCUUGUCCCCUUCUAUGUUAUGCCCCCUCUAUUGCUAUCUGCCCCCUAAUCCCCUUCCACUGCUAUCGUCAAACCCAUUGUCAGGACCUUGCUAUGGGUCAAUCGGUGGUGUAUUGGGCUCGGCUGCAUUCAGUUUCAACAGCUAGGCACGGCAGAGCCCUCAGCCUCCUUUAAAAAUCAUUGUCAACACCACACAGAAUAUAAAUGUUUCUUCAUAAAUUUCAUGGAAAGAUUCCGACUGACUGAGCUCAGCCCCCUCCUCAUGAGUGUAGUUCCGUAGUAAGUUGAGUGGGGCUCCAGCCCCCCUCCCCGCAACAUUGAGAAGAAAGCGGGCCAAAUCAGGUGAGAAACCAGUUUGCUGGGUAUGUUUGAGAUGGGUUUCGUAAUCUUUUCUGCUCAGCCUCCCCCCAACUUAUUGGACGAAACUACGACCGUAGCCUGGACUAUUGCAGGCUUAAGCCAGGUCAGCCACGUCACCCUGCAGGCAUGCACCCACAUAGAAGGAGGUCUUGCUGUGCCGUCACACCGCGCACCAGCAUAGCCUGGGUCAUGUCGGGAUAGUAUUAUUUGUCAGGAAUGUACGUGGGGCUAGGUCCGAAAUACACGAAAAUAAGGACACAAAACUCGCGAAAUGUUGCCAGGUUUAUCAGCAUCUUCGGUAACCAUUACCUUGGUUAGGUAGCGCUUACCGACAAUGACAGCAAACGCUACCUGCCUUAGUUUCACGUUUGUUCCGUCACCGCUUGCUUAUAUGUCAUUUCACGUUUGCGAUAUUUCUUGAUUUGGUCUCAUGGUAUCAACUAAUUCGAAAACAUAAUGUGGCAAGGAGACACGUGAUGAAGGAACACAAGCGUUCCGUAUCAGAAUUCACCUGCUAUUCUGAAACGCGUGUCAACAAAAGGCGUGUUCCGCUCCUGGCCAUCUUAGCCUCCGUGCGUUUCAGAUUCGGCACCAAAUCAGGCUCCUGUCUCAUAAUACUGAUGUGAAAAGUGACCUUGGAAAAUUGUUGAUCUGCAGACAUAUUUGGAAUAGGCAUUUUCAAAAAUCGCGACAGAGGGAUGACCAUAGAUGUUUGGGUAUUAGUCCAACCAGACGAAACUGAUAGCCAUCCUUUAGACCCCGUGACAGCUGUGACAAGUGCAUUUUUGGUCGCGGACUUUAUUUGGUCUCUUAUUGUGUUGGUUAUCAUGUAAGUAGAUGGAACAAAAUACAGAUG